ACUAUCACCACCACCAUUACCAUCACCAUCAACAAUACCAUCACUACUACCACCAUCACCACAACCACUGCCACCACCACCACCAUCAUCACCACCACCAUCAUCACCAUCACCCCCACCACCACCUCCCCAACCACCAUCACCACCAUCAUCACCACUAUCAUCACCACCAUUAUCGUCAUCACAACCAUCACCAUUAUGACUAUCUUUACUAUCACCACUACCACCAUCACCAUCACUACCACCAUCAUCAUUCCAAUCAGCCUUAUGCCAUAG
Cercocebus atys (sooty mangabey) is the source of this 276-nucleotide messenger RNA. RefSeq names its product cell wall protein DAN4-like. The transcript is spliced from 3 exons. The annotation marks the transcript as partial. NCBI's taxonomy places the organism in Eukaryota, Metazoa, Chordata, Mammalia, Primates, Cercopithecidae. The record is from RefSeq and is a predicted model, not a curated record.